UGUGACAGGCAAAGAUGGGUGUAAAACGCCUGGGAAUUGCCGGGGUACUUGGGGCCGCGGGCUUAACUGUCCCCUCCCUGACUCAAUCGGCGCGCCAGGGGUGAAGAGGGAAAGCCGACUACGUGUACGAGCCCGGGCGGUACGCGGCUUCCGCGACCUGCCUCCCCGCGUCCCGGGAAGAAUGGCCCCCUUUCCCCACCCCCUCCGGGUUCCCGGCAGCCCUGGCCGGCCCGCCCCCGCCGCAGCUGCUGCUUCCAUCUCUACCCCGCCCGGCCCUUUCUGCCUCGUCAUCUCCUCCCCAGCCAAGGCUUGACCAGUGAGUGGGGCCGCCGGGAGCGCACGGACCGGGAGCUCCCCGGACCCUCGGCUGCGGUGGGGAAGAGAAACUGAGUUUGGGCAAAAUCCGCGCCCCACCAAAACCAGCCGCACCCGAAGGAGCCCCCACCAUGGGCAACACGCAGGAGAGGCCAUCAGAGACGAUCGAUCGCGAGCGGAAACGCCUGGUAGAGACGCUGCAGUCGGACUCGGGGCUGCUGCUGGAUGCGCUGCUGGCACGGGGCGUGCUCACCGGGCCCGAAUACGAGGCGUUGGACGCGCUGCCUGAUGCCGAGCGCAGGGUACGCCGCCUGCUGCUGCUGGUGCAAAGCAAGGGCGAAGCCGCCUGCCAGGAGCUGCUGAGCUGCGCCCAGCGAACCGUGCGCGCGCCCGACCCCGCCUGGGACUGGCAGCACGUGGGCACGGGCUACCGAGAACGAAGCUACGACCCUCCAUGCCCAGGCCACUGGGCUCCUGAGGCAGCUGGCCCAGGGACCGCAUGCCCCUGGCUGCCCAGAGCUUCAGAUUGCGAUGAGGCCCGGGGUCCUGAGGACUCCGAGGCAGCGCAAUCCGGAACCCUCGAGGAAACUGAGCCAGAGCUGGAAGCUGAGACCCCUGAAGGGGCUGAGCCGGAGUUGGAACCCCAAAUGGAUCCUGAACCAGAGCCAGGGACAGAACCAGAGCCAGAACUGGAGCCGGAGCCAGACCUAGAGGCUGGGGACGAAUCUGAAGAUUCCUGAAAGCCUUAAAGCUGACAGGCCGCUCCUCGCCCUAGCAGGAUGGGAUCUAGGAUCCUGCCCUGCCGGGGUCAGAUGCCACGAAGGCUCCCUCUGUCCCAGUACCACUGAAAGUGAAUAAACUCUGGAGGGUCA
Delphinapterus leucas (beluga whale) is the source of this 1187-nucleotide messenger RNA. It is a transcript of the gene NOL3, whose product is annotated as nucleolar protein 3. Gene Ontology annotation, cellular component: mitochondrion. Gene Ontology annotation, molecular function: death effector domain binding; cysteine-type endopeptidase inhibitor activity involved in apoptotic process; caspase binding. Gene Ontology annotation, biological process: negative regulation of release of cytochrome c from mitochondria; negative regulation of intrinsic apoptotic signaling pathway; negative regulation of extrinsic apoptotic signaling pathway. Lineage: Eukaryota; Metazoa; Chordata; Mammalia; Artiodactyla; Monodontidae. The record is from RefSeq and is a predicted model, not a curated record.